Ylistrum balloti is the source of this 1413-nucleotide messenger RNA. RefSeq lists its product as uncharacterized. Bases 1 to 1413 code for a protein of 470 amino acids. The record is from RefSeq and is a predicted model, not a curated record. The transcript is spliced from 7 exons. Lineage: Eukaryota; Metazoa; Mollusca; Bivalvia; Pectinida; Pectinidae.
AUGUUAGUACAGCACUUCGGUGGAACACCGUUAUCAAAACGCAUGCAGUUCACCAGUACAAACCAGAACAAUGGUGUUGUGUUCUCAAAUACGAUGUUGGGAAACGUCACACGACGAAUUGUCUACGCUGUGUUAUGGGGCGUGUUUUGCAGUUUAUUUACUUCCGGUACUCACGAUUUGGAUUGGUGUGAAUUUGAAUUCCACAUGAGCAAACUAGAUUGGGCAGGUGCGCACGCAGUUUGUCGAGAGACCAAUAGGACCUUAGUUAGAAUCAAUGGAUCGUAUCAACAUCAGUACUUGACUGCCUUGUUCGCCACUAGUAUGUCAAUGAUAGCAGUGGGACUGACUGUCGAACCGACAAUGUGGAUUGGCCUACAUCACGACGCUGAAAGUUCUCUGCGAUGGGCCGGAUGUGACGUUUUCACGUCAGAGGAAGACUACGGCCCAGUGCGAGAAGAUACAGGACCAGGCUGUUUCCUUCUGGACACCCGUUAUACCCAGUACACUACAGCGGCAUGCCGGGAAUCAAAACAGUUUCUAUGUCAGGCAGAAAGCAUUGAUGUAGAAUCUUGUUUCACACUGACACAAAACGUACCGGAUAUGACGUACGUUACCCAGGCAACAUACAGAAGUAAGACCCAUUCCAGUGAUUGUUUCGACCUCUGUACAGACUCAUGUCUAGGAUUCAAACAUGACAUUAGUGCUCAUAAAUGUUCCAUGAUGCUUCGUGGAAUUGGCGGGAAAAGUGGUCAAAAGGGGAUGCUUUAUGUCAAAGGACUUCUGAAACUUGAUAGCCAUGGAAACAACAGCGCCAACUACCUUCCUUCUGACGUUUGCUCAGAGUAUCUAAAUGACGUGACAAGCUCGUCAGAGAUCAUGCUGACCACCUCUGUAGAUUCUUCCUCGACGUGCUGGCUGGGAGGUUCUGGUUUUGAAUCAACUGGGCUUCAGACUUCAAGUCGAGAUAUCGUGGAUUCAUCACAUUCGGUGACACCAGAACUAGUGACCACUGAUGUUAGGAUCAUCACGUCCCCCUCUGGUACUGACUCAGGCAUGUGUUCUACGUCAUCUGUUUAUGAGUCUACAUAUUCGCCACCUACGUGCUACUGUCCAUGUGGUGACGUAACAAACACUACGAUUACACCAAAACAACUCGAAUCAAAAAUAAACGAAAUUAAACAGACACUUACAGUGAGCAAGAAAGGUCUGUCAUCAUGGAAGAGGAAGUUAGUGAGUACCCCAGAUGAUCGUGCGUCUGCGCAGAGCAUCGGUUAUAUCGGAGCGGCCAUUAUGUGUUCUAUUGCCGCAAUAAUGGUUGUAAUGGACAUCCCAAGACUCGGAGGAGACUUCAAACGGUUUAUUAGAUCUGCCUGCUCAAGUCGUGUCCAGAACUAUGAUAUCGAAUCAAAAUGA